Molecule: messenger RNA, 2400 nt
Organism: Ciona intestinalis (vase tunicate)
Lineage: Eukaryota; Metazoa; Chordata; Ascidiacea; Phlebobranchia; Cionidae
Source: RefSeq, a predicted model, not a curated record
GACCAUGGGUGGCAUUUUCGACCACCGACUAAACUAGUCGGCGCCGAAAUCGGCCGAUUAGAUUUCCACCGACCAACUUCUGUAUUAAGCAAUGCAUAAAAAUUGACUUUUUAUUAGUAGGCCGACUAAAAAAAACGCGGUAACCAAUAGUAACCGCGACCGACUAACUUUGGUCGGUAGUUUCUACUUUUUAGUACGGUACUUACAUACGUAAGUCGUAUACCAUUAGAAUAAAGGCAUAUUAAUGCAUUGUCAUGGUACUACACUAACUAUUCAGUCGCACGAGCACGAGAGGACAAAAUCCAGUCGCCUAGAAUAAGAUCGAUCAUUUUUUUCCGGAGUUAAAAAUGGACCUAAAGGGUCGAAUUCUUGUUUAUUCAAUAUCUGGCUGUCCGCACUGCAAAGCUGCCAAAGAAAAAUUAGAUUCGUUAAACUUGCCGUAUAAUGAUGUCAAUUUGGAUAACCACCCGGAGCAAAGAGACAUCAUGAUGAAACUUACGGACCAACGUUCUGUGCCGCAAAUAUUUUUCAACGAACAUCACAUUGGUGGGAAUGACAAGUUUCAAGAAUUAAGUAAAGAUAGGUUGAAUGAGUUGAUAGAGCUGGUUAAACAUAAUGAACCACCUCCAGAUUCCCCACAACCUGUUAUGGAAUCAAACACACAUGAUGUUCCAGUGUUGCCACCUGAGGAAGAUGAAAUGUCGGCUUUAGUUCAAGAUUUCAGCGAACAAACUGAAAUUAUUUACGACCAUCGUCGUUUCUUAACAAAUGAGACAAAGUCAUUUACGGGGGAAGAUUUGAUCACCUAUAUCACAAUUAAAAAGAAGACAGAUAGAGAUUCCGCUAAAGAAAUUGGCCAAGAACUGAUCAACAAGAAGUUUAUGGCAGCGGUAAAAAAGGUUCAAAACAUGAAAGAUGAUUCAACUCUAUAUCGCUUGCUCCAACAUUGGCCUUCAAAUGCAUUGAAUGCUGGCUUAACAUCCUACAAGGCAUUGACUUCUGCGUCAGAACUGUCUUUGUUGAUAAGGAAAACAAUAUUACAUCUCUAUGGUGACUUUCUUUCCAAGGACGGCAAACAUGUAGAUUACACGGGUAUCAGUGAAAGCGUGAAGUUUAAAGAUUACGUUGAACAAGUUGCUCAACUGCAAAGGGCACAGAUAGAUGACAUGCCAAGACAAGAGAGCUUGGCUUUCUUCAUCAACAUAUACAACGCACUUGUUAUUCAUGCGAAUAUCAAACUUGGCUUCCCAGAAACUACUUGGCAAAGAUACAAGUUUUUUAACGACGCAAGUUACAUCAUUGGUGGACAUAAAUUUAAUUUGCAAGAAAUUGAGAAUGGAGUUUUGAGAGCAAAUAGAAAGGGUGUUGGUAUGAUGGUGAAACCAUUCUCGAAAUCUGAUCCACGACUUCAGUAUAUCCUCCAACCAAAUGAACCUCUCAUACACUUUGCAUUGGUUUGUGGAGCCAAGAGUUGUCCACCUAUUAAAACUUAUUCUCCAGAUAAUAUAGAAAAUCAGUUGAAAUUGGCAGCAGCUUCCUUCCUUGAGGGUGAAGAUGGUUGUAGAGUGGACAAGAAACAAGGUCUCAUUGGUUUAAGUCUUAUAUUCAAGUGGUAUAAAGAAGAUUUUGGCAACACGCCCCAUGAGGUCUUACUAUGGGUAAAAGAACACAUGCCAAAUGGAUUGAAGAAACAAGAUUUAGCACUUCUAUUGGACAAGAAUGCAUAUAAACUAGUUUACCUACAUUAUGACUGGGGUUCAAACAAGAAAUAAAACUUUUUUUCUCACAAUAUAUAAUAUUAAGUGCAGGUACCAAGCAAAAACUGGUCAUAAUUUUGCAGGUUUAGUUUUUCUUUAUAAUUCUGUUGUUGAUUGUGAAGCUGUAGCGUAACUUCCCCAAACACAUUACACUCAGUUGUCACUUUAAAACAUAGUUUGUCUUGAAAUAAUUUCAAACUCGGGAUAUUUUCUGUGUCAAUUUUUGCAACGAAUUUUUCCACAUUCAACACAGAAAUAACAUAUUGCAUCAUAAGAUGGCACGCCUCCGUCCCAAAGCCGAGCUUUUGAUAUUUGGUCUCUGCAACCAUCACUGAUAUUUCAGCAUCCUGUUCGUGCAUAUAGACAUUAAUAUCGCCCACCAUGGCUCCAACAUCAUCUUGUUCGCUUAAAGUUUCUUGGGUUGGCUUUUGAAUUCGCGAUUUACAGAAUUCUCUGGAAUAUAUAAUGCUUGUUAUUUUAUUAUAUUUCACUGUCAAGCUCGCAUUUUUAGGUUUUUUGCUUGUUGCAACUGAGAAAUAUUGCAAUGUAUAUUUGCUUUUAUUAAUACAAAUUAUAAUCUUUGCUAUUUUCAUGCAGUUUUUUAGAUAAUUUCUGCCCAAAAAAUAGAUAAUUUCUGCCCAAA